Messenger RNA from Tauraco erythrolophus (red-crested turaco), 2511 nucleotides. The record is from RefSeq and is a predicted model, not a curated record. Lineage: Eukaryota; Metazoa; Chordata; Aves; Musophagiformes; Musophagidae.
AUGCACCUGUGUCAGGAGUGUGGCAAAUCCUUCAGCACGAAGGGAAGCCUGACGAGGCACCAGCGGAUCCACACGGCAGAGAAGCUCUUCGCUUGCGAGGAGUGUGGGAAGCGGUUCACCACCCGGGGCCACCUCACGACCCACCAGAGCAUCCACACGGGAGAGAGGCCCUUCUGCUGCAGGGAGUGCGGGCGCUGCUUCCGCCUGGAGCUAUGCCUGGCCGCCCACCGGAAGACACACGCCAAGGGUGGUCCCUACCUGUGCAACCACUGCGGCAAGAGCCUGAGCACAAAGAUCUACUUCAACAUCCACAUGCGGACGCACACGGAGAAGAGGCCGUUCGCCUGCACCGAGUGUGGGAAGAGCUUCGUGAAGAAGGGGACCCUCACCAUCCACAGCGAGAUCCACAAGCAGGAGAAGCCCUUCAAAUGCCCCGACUGCAGCAGAUGCUUUGGGCAAAGUGCCACACUGCUGGCCCAUCAGAAGAUACAUCUCCGGGGGGGGCCUUUCAUUUGUACUGAGUGUGGGAAGAGCUUGAGCACCAAGUGCUAUUUCAAUAUCCACCAGAGGAACCAUGCUAAGCAAAAACUACUCGAGGAACACAUCAAUAGUUUGUCUCUCCAGGUCAUCCAAAUUAAAGAUCCCCAUUUUGCCUUCAGGUCAGAGGAUAAUAUAUUGGAGAAUAUGUCCUAUGAAGGAGAUGUAGCCCAGGAGUGUAGCAUACCUAGAAACUCAUCUAAUCAAAAAUGUCCUCCUUGCAAAAUCCAGAUGAAGGAGGAACCAGAAUCACCCACUGAUGACACAGUAAACAUUGCCACAAUAGCCUGCCAGAAACUUGACAUCAAGAAAGAGCCACCAGAAAACCCAGACUGUGGAAAGCUCUUUGAUCCAAAGAUCCCACCGACAGCUUUACAGGGGAGACAGCUUAAAAAGGAAGAAGAUGCUAAUGGGCAGCACGAGCGGGAAGUCCCCGUAGCCAGUAACCUGUUGCUCCAUGUGAAGGAAGAACCACAGGAAAGCAUUACGUUUGGGAUGCAUCGUGGGCAGAAGCCAAACCUCAGUGCUAUCCAGAGGAUGCAAGUUAAAGAGGAACCUGGUGUGGAGGCCAAUCACCAGGAGAGCCAGAGCCCAAAGACAAAGCAGAAGAAAUGCCAUCAGCCCACCAAAGGGGGGAUUCUGGAGAACCAGGAGAAAUCCAUGUCCAAGAAUGAUCCUUCAGCAAAAGGCUCUCCCAGGGGUGAACAGAUAUUCCCCUGUCCUGAGUGUGGGAAGAGUUUCAAUCAGAAGUCGAACCUGACCAGACACAGGAAGAUCCACAUGAGUGAGGGGCCGUACAAGUGCAGUGAGUGUGGGGAGAGCUUCCGCAUGAACCGCAAGCUGAUCCGCCACCAGCGAGUCCACGUGAGCGAGCCCUUCAAAUGCACCGAGUGCGGGAAGAGCUUCACCCAGCGGUUCAACCUGGUUCGGCAUCAGAAGAUCCACACCAAGGAGGAGCCCUACCAGUGCCCGGAGUGCGAGAAGACCUUCAACCAAAAGACCAACCUCUUCCGUCACCAAGCAAUCCACGUCCGCAUUGGGCCUUGCAAGUGCACCAAGUGUGGGAAGUGCUUCCCCCAGAAGCGCCACCUUGUCAAACACCAGCGGCUCCACUCCCGAGGUGGCGCCUACAAGUGUGGGGUCUGUGGGAAGCGCUACCGGCUGAAGAAGUACCUGAGGAGGCACCAGAAAAUCCACAUGCGGGAAGGAACCGCUCCCCGCGUGAAACAGGGGGAGGCCACAAGGACUGACGUUUUAAACACAAGAGCAUUCUGGAGGCCCACCAGAAAUCUCAUAAAGAGGAGACAGAGGCUGAAGGCUGUGAGAAGGAGGGUGAUGCUGACCGGGCUGGAGAGCUGCAUGACCAAGAAGGCAUCAGAGCUGGCCAGAGGGGAAGCCAAUGGUGAAGGCCAGAGCAAGCACAGCACACAGAGUGAUCCUGAGAGAAGGGAGAAGCCUCAUGCCUGCAUUGAGUGUGGGAAGACCUUCAAGAUGAAGGUGGACAUCUCCAAGCACCUCCGGACUCACACAGGUGAGCGAUCAUUUCCCUGCACUGACUGCAGCAAGAGGUUCAUCAUCAAAUCACAACUCAAGGGGCACCAGAGGGUCCACACAGGUGAGCAGCCAUACAAGUGUCUGGACUGUGGGAAGAACUUCACCCAGAAGUUGCAGCUCAUCGUGCACCACUGGAUCCACACAAGUGAGAAGCCCUACCAGUGCAGCAGCUGCCAGAAGAGCUUCAUGGACAAGUCGCAGUUGAUGCCCACCACUGGAUCCACAUGGGUGACCAUCCCUUCAAGUGCAGGGUGUGCAGCUGUGGCUUCCGCCAGAAGAUCACCCCUGUCAAGCAUCAGCUGGUCCACAGUGCCAAGGGGGCCCAGCAGGACAUCGCUAGAGCCAUCAUGGCCGAAUCUAGUCCAGUGGGGGAGAAAAUCUUCCAUUGUGGCACCUGUGGGAAGGACUUUAAGAAGUUAG